This is a messenger RNA of Pocillopora verrucosa, 858 nucleotides long. NCBI's taxonomy places the organism in Eukaryota, Metazoa, Cnidaria, Anthozoa, Scleractinia, Pocilloporidae. The record is from RefSeq and is a predicted model, not a curated record.
AUGACCAGCAUAGAUGGCGACACUGUAAUAUUCCCACCGAAUGUUAAUUACAUUAUCAGUAUUAGCAUUAACAGCAUCGCCUGUCCUUUCACAGUUCUGCUUAACGUGCUGGUAAUUAUAGUCGUCAAAAAAAGACCACGACUCCGAACUAACAACAACAUCUUACUGGCCUGUUUAGCGGUGACUGACGCAUUAACUGGUCUCUUUGGCCAACCGUUAUAUGUGUUGUGGAGGAUAUUCCUAAUAUUUGGCCUCAGUAGCAGUGAAAUACUUGAAAAUGUUUGUGUCUGUGUUAUGACUACACUUUCGUCUGCUUCAUACCUUCAUCUGAUGUUGGUUACUUUCGAGAGGCUCAUAGCGAUCAAAUAUGCGAUGCGCUAUUCAAACGUUGUAACUCAUAACAACCUGAAGAUAGCGGUGUUAGCAAUUUGGAUCAUUGGUUUCGUAUGCGGUACUUUAUGUGUGUUAAAAAUGUACCUAGCUUUGAAUUAUAUCAAAAGCCUCAUCUCAAUUUCAUGUAUCGUGCUCGUUGCCUUCGCAUAUGUGACUUUGUAUCAUGAAACCCGCCGUCAUCGAAGGAAGAUAAAAACACAGCAACUGCCCCAAGAAGAAGUGGAAAGAUCUACCAAAGAGAACAAGGCGCUUAAGACAACAGUGUUUGUAGUUAGUGCUGUUAUUGUGAGCCUUCUUCCAGCUGGUUUCUGUUUCAUCGGUUUAGCUACAGGCCUUUUUGAUACUUGCCCAAUCGAUGAAUCAAUCUGGCAAACUUGCAGCAUACUAAACUCGUUUGUUAAUCCACUGAUCUACUGCUGGAGACAAAACCAAAUGAGGAAGCUCGUAUUUAAAAUAGUGAAGUAG